AUAUAAACCCACCUUGCUUCCAAUCCGCAUCGCAUCGCAGAUAUCUCGCCAGCGGUGAUGGACCCCCGCCGGCUCUUCGCCGACCCAUUCAACCACUACGGCAACUUCUACGGCACCCCGCCGUACACCCACGUGUUCGACGAUCUUUUCUCCGUCCCCAGAGCCGGUGAUGGCUUCUUCCUGGUUUCGUUGUGGGACGCCGAGCCGGAAGUGAUUCCGAUCCCCGUGGCUCGCAGCCGCAGGGAUCGCAAUCCCACCCGAUCGAUUCCGAUCCGUGUUGAUGGCCCCGACGCGAAGCCUAAGCGGAAGGUGGAGGCGCAGCAGCGCGCGGAGCCGGUGGCCUCGAGGGCGCCGCCGGCCGUGGCCGAUCGCAAUCCCACUAGAUCGAUUCCGAUCCGUAUUGAUGGCCCCGACGCGAAGCCGAAGCAGAAGGCGGAGGCGCAGCAGCGCGCGGAGCCGGUGGCCUCUAGGGCGCCGCCGGCCGUGGCCGUGGCCGGGAGGCGGGCGCCGUCGCGGAGGCUGUUGGCGGAGGAGACGGAGGACGCGGCGACUGAGCCAACCGUCGUCGAGAUCGCUGAGGAAGCGGAGCACAACGACGAGAUCGAGGUGAAGGCUGCAGCCGAGACGGAGGUGGACCGAGGCAGCGCGGACGGCGAGACGGACGCGGCGGAGGAGUCCGAACCGGCGUCGGGCAAGCCUGAUGGCUCCGAUGCUGAGUGGGAGAUCGUGACGGAGCAACCCGCUGCAGCGCCCGCGGCGGCUGCGUGCCUCGAGGCGCCGCGCAAGGAACCCGCGGCGCAGGAGGUCACGAGGGCUGCAGAUGCCGGCGCCGGCGUCGUGGACACGGGGAAGGUGAUGGAGAUAGUGGCGGCGCUGUGCGAGCGGAACGCGCAGCAGUACGCGCUGAUCGGCGCGCUGGCGGAGCGCGUGGACGCGCUGGAGUGCACCGUGCGGCGGAUGGAGGACGCCGAACGGCAGGCCAUGAAGCAGAGCGAAGAGGGCAGGGAAGCAGCAGCAGCUAGUUCUGCAGUGAUUAGGGAUUAAGCUCUGCCAUUAACAGAGGUUAAAUUUAGCAAAUUUGGACCGUUUCCAUUUAGUUAGUUUCUAAUGCAUCUCUUUAUAAUUCAUUCAUCUAGAGAUGGUUUCAUAUAGUUAGUUUCUAGUGGAAUUCUUUUUAAUAAUUCAUUUAUCUUGAUAUUGUUUCAUAUAUAUAGUUUCUAGUGAAAUUCUUUAUAA
Setaria italica (foxtail millet) is the source of this 1236-nucleotide messenger RNA. Its product is annotated as translation initiation factor IF-2-like. Lineage: Eukaryota; Viridiplantae; Streptophyta; Magnoliopsida; Poales; Poaceae. Bases 58 to 1044 code for a protein of 328 amino acids. The transcript has a single exon. The record is from RefSeq and is a predicted model, not a curated record.